AUGCCAGAGAUCUAUGAGAGGUCUCCGUACUUUACAAUGGCAGAGGUUGCCGGGCACAACCAAAAAGAUGACGGCUGGAUCGUCGUUGGUGGCUGCGUUUACAACAUCACAGAGUUUGUGAAGACCCAUCCUGGUUGGAGCAUCGCUGGACAGACCUCGACCAUCUUGGCCAUUUGCCGAUGCUUGGGCACCGACUGCUCCGAGGAGUGGGAGCAGAUCCACAGCCGCAAAGCCAAGGCCCAGUUGACGGAGUACUUCAUCGGCCGCCUGGAGGGCGCCGAGGACGCGACGUCUCCCGCGGCGGCGCGUCAGCUCGCUGCUGGCGGACAACGUGUGGUGGUGCGGAUGGAGGCUGAUGGGAUGAAGAAAGCGGACUACGCCUCUUUGAAGCUCGACCCAGACACCGCCACCCUGGGGAAGCUUCGGCGAUUGCUGCGGAUGGUCUUCCAAAGUCGGUGGCGAAUUUGUGCUCCGCUGGAGGCCAUCGAGAUCUGGAUCGAUGGGACCAGUUGCAAGGAGGAGACCAAGACCUUGAGUGAGCUGGGUUUGGAGGAAGCAAUUCAACCUGUGGGGUGGUCUCAAAAUGGACUUGAGUCACCUCAAGGCAAUUAUUUUGUCUCAAUAUCUCUCGAUUUGGCAGAAUCCAUUUUGAGACUCCCUUUUUUGUUGAUGUCAGUUUCUUAG
Messenger RNA from Durusdinium trenchii, 684 nucleotides. The record is from the annotation of a GenBank genome assembly. Lineage: Eukaryota; Dinophyceae; Suessiales; Symbiodiniaceae.